AGGUUUGAAAUGAAUUAAUGAGCCCAGCAAUUGUAAUAAAUCGAAUAUUUUAAUUUGCUGUUAAGUAUAACUUAAUUUUUUACUGGCGGCAUCUAGCGGUCAGUGGUCAUCUUAUAAUAAUUUACUGCUUAUGCUGUCGUGGCGCCAUCUAUUGCACGUCACUUUCUUAGUAUCUUCUGUGUACAAUAUAAGCAUUUUAAAGUAUGUUGUGAGAUCAAGAGCAAGUUGCUUUCAAUUUCUUUCAGUGCAUUCGCGACUCUACAAAGGCAAGUGAAACUGACAGAGCUGCGCUCAGAGGCAAUCGAACCGCCCAACUAGUAGCACGCCCCAAAAUGUGGCACAGCAGGUGGCACAAAUUCGUCAACGACUUGGGAGUGUUGAGUGUUUUCUUGUUGCUCUUCAAAGUUGGCAGCGCGCCAGCCACCAGUGACAGCUCCAGUCUCAACUAUAACAACUACAAUGGGAGCAUCAAACAGUUGCGUUUCCAUGACUUUGAGCCGCGACAACAACUGACGCGACUGGUCAGAGAAGGGGAAGAAGAUGCUGGUGAGCAGGAAGCAGGUCGUGAGGCACGUGGAUUCCACUUCAAUGCCAGUGGCCAGGAUGUCAAUGUGGAGCUGGAGUUCAUUGUACCCUUUGUCAGAGUGCCGGUGAAACGGAGCAUAAAACUGGCUCGUGAAGCUGUGCAGAGUGUGCUGAAUCUGCAGAAGGGAGCUCUGCUCAACACGGCUGUGAUUGUGGUUGCAGGUGCCAUCAUUGCAGGCAUUGUGCGUCUUGUGUUGGCUCCCAUUGUGUUCACCUCGUUGGCAAAUAAUUAUGCCGGCUACGUUGCCAAGGAAUACGAAGAAUCAUCAAAGAGCAUGCGCAGUUUAACGCAGGUGCUGGAAUCGCAGCUGGACGAGCACAACAUCGAUGUCUCUGUUUGCGCGCAACGCGCCAUUUGCCAGUACUUGCAACACAAUGCGGCACAAGCGCAUCCUCAAAUGAUCCUGCUGAUCCUGGCUGGCUGUGUGGUAAUUUGGGCAGCCAGCGAGGAGAGCGAAGAGUCGUCUUCAAAUGAAGCCAAUUCAUCCUCCUCUGAGGCUGCAAAGGAGCAAAAGCAGCAGCAGUUCAAGCAGCAUCAUCAUCCGCCAGGUGUUCGUCUGAUAUCCUUUGAUACGGUGGACAAGGACGUUGCCAUUGGACUUGACUAUCUGCUGCCCUUUGUCACGGUGCCAGUGAAACGCAAGCGCCAUGAAGCUCCAAGGCCGCUGGUCAUUGUCAAUUCUGCAGCCAUUUUCAGUUGCGGCUUGGUUGCUGUUGGCGGCAUUAUUGUUGGCCAUUUAAUACGCAGCAUGGGACUAGAGACAAUUGUACCUGAUCCUAAGGAGGACUCAGCCAAGAAAGCAGCACGUGGACUACUCGAUGAGCAGCAGAAUUUUCUGCAGAUUUUCGACAACUUUAAGCUGGUCUAUCGCAAUGAGAGCGGCGAGCGAGUUGAGACUGGGCUGACUAAUUUAGUGGAUACCAUCGAGCACAGUCUUCUGGACAACGACAUCGAUCUGCCUGCCUGUUUGCUCAAGUCUCUUUGCACAUUCACUCACAAGGCUGCGAGAAACGUGCGCAGUGGUCAGGCUUCGGAUGUGGAACUAAUGCUGGAUGGCGUCACUAGUUGGCAUUGGUUGUUAUCCUGGUUCGAGGAGUCGGCGAUCCGCGAAGCUGUUGAAGCUGGCAGAUUGUCUGCGCCCCAUUAUUGCAAUGCCAAAUAUCCACGCUGCAAAUGGAAUUCGCCAGAUGAAAAGCUGCUUGCUCUGCUGCACAACAAUGUUCAAUUUAAUUAAACU
This is a messenger RNA of Drosophila sulfurigaster albostrigata, 1823 nucleotides long. RefSeq lists its product as uncharacterized. The record is from RefSeq and is a predicted model, not a curated record. Bases 333 to 1820 code for a protein of 495 amino acids. Lineage: Eukaryota; Metazoa; Arthropoda; Insecta; Diptera; Drosophilidae. The transcript has 5 exons.